Molecule: messenger RNA, 1408 nt
Organism: Mercenaria mercenaria
Lineage: Eukaryota; Metazoa; Mollusca; Bivalvia; Venerida; Veneridae
Product: glycosyltransferase-like domain-containing protein 1
Exons: 8
Coding region: 53-1408 (451 amino acids)
Source: RefSeq, a predicted model, not a curated record
AAAUGCUCGGAAGUAGCUAUAAAACCAAUAUGGCAAAAUAUGUCAAAAUAAGAUGCAAAAUGGUCAUAAUCAUGUCCAAAAGAAACUUAUGGAAAAGGUAAAAAUUCUUCUGAUAGAGCCAUUUUAUGCGGGCUCACAUAAGCAACUGAUAGAUCUUCUACACAAGGAAGUUCCAGGUACAGAACUGAUGACACUUCCUGGCAAGAAAUGGCACUGGAAGGCUCGAACAUCAGCCCUGUGGUUCAGUCAAGCUAUACCAAGAGAACACAACUUUAGGACACUAUUUACAAGCUCUGUGCUAAAUUUGGCAGAACUCACUGCCUUGAGACCUGAUUUGGCAGCUUUACAUAAAGUGAUUUAUUUCCACGAGAAUCAGUUGGUAUAUCCUGUAAGAAAACAACAGAACAGAGAUUUCCAGUUUGGAUAUAACCAGAUACUUUCAAGUAUUGUUGCAGAUGCAGUUUUAUUCAACUCAAAAUACAAUAUGGACUCUUUCCUGAGCAACAUAAACUCUCACCUGAAGCUGAUACCAGACCAUCGACCAAAGGGAAUAGUAGAACAGAUCAGAUCAAAAUGUCAUGUUCUUCAUUAUCCGAUCAUCUUUCCAACACUUGAUAACAAUUCUCAACCACAUGAUUCAAGAAAUAAAGAUUUUGAUGAUUGUUCACAAAAUGAUAUGGAAAUAUGUGAAGGUAACUCAGAUAUGAAUGUUGAGAUGAAGAGGGAAAGUAAAGACUCCUUGCAGAAACCAAAUACUGUAAAUGGUACAGAAAGCAAAGAAAUAGUUCCCAAGGUGUUAACUGAAUCUUUAAAUUGUGAUAUUGAGGAUAGCCGUGCAUCUAACUUGACCGUAAAAUCAGAUACAAAUAAAGAUAAAUCUGAUACAAUUGUAGUUAAAACCGACACAGGUGAAGGUAAAACUGAAACAGUUGAAGGUAUAACUGAUAUAGGGGAAAAGGUAGAAGAUAGAUCUGAUGCUAAAGUUGAAAAUUGUAAUGCACAAAGUAGAAAGUACUCCGAUGCAGCUGAGGAAUUACCAGCAAAGAAGAGCAAAAUGAUGGAACAUACACAACCUUUGCAUAUCCUUUGGCCUCACAGAUGGGAACAUGACAAAGACCCGCAGACAUUUUUCAACGUUUUGACACGCUUACAUAAUGACGGUCUUGACUUCAGAAUUUCAGUACUGGGUGAAAUGUAUUCAGAAGUUCCAGCACAGUUACAGCUCUUGGGGGUGUUGGUACACAGGCACAGGUGUGAGCAGACAGAAGACUGGAGAGAGUUGUUACAUGUAAUGUGGGUGUUUAUUCUACAAAUAAGACCCGGACAUGUUACACGUCUCGAGUGGUUUGAUGAUAAACAGUUAAGUGUUAAGAGACAUUCAGAGAUAAUACAUGGUAGACAGAACUGA